Prorocentrum cordatum is the source of this 4263-nucleotide messenger RNA. NCBI's taxonomy places the organism in Eukaryota, Dinophyceae, Prorocentrales, Prorocentraceae. The record is from the annotation of a GenBank genome assembly.
AUGGCUGCCGACGGCGGCGGCUGGGGCGACCUGUCGCAGCUCGCGGCCCCGCUGCUGCGCCGUCGGCCGCGGGCGGCCGCGUGGGGGGACCUCGCGUCCUUGGUCGCGCCAGCCGUGGCAGCGGGCCCUGCGGCCGCGGCCGUGGGCCCAGCGGCCGCGGGCGAGGCUGCGCCGCCGCCCAGGCGCAGGGGCAGGCCCCGCAAUGAGCCCCUGCCAUUGGUGGCGCUGGACCCGCAGGCCCAGCAGCUGCAGGUGGACCUGGACCCGCAGGCCCAGCAUCUGCAGCUCGACCCCCUGCGCGCCCAGGCGGUCGUGGCCCGCGGCGACAGUGGCCUCAUGACGAUACUGCCGCACAGGUUCGGUGGCUUCAUGUCGGUGACGUCUUUGGUUGAGAACUUGGAUGCCGCUCGGCGCUUGAGCCAACUAUGUGAUGAGGCUUCCAUGGACAUGAGCAUGGUGACAGUUGCAGCAUCUCUCUUGUCCUCCGCCAGCCAGCAUCGUUUACAAUCGAAUGCCGUACGGAACCAGCGUUGGGGCUUGGACCAGUGUAAGGCAUCGCGCUGCGUCAGGGUGCUGGGCGCGUCGACGGUAGUGAACGACAUGCUCACGCAGACGGCGCUUGAGCGCGCGAUCGUGCUCAGCGUGCCUCAGCGCUGCCUGCACCAGUACGCGGAGAUCGCAUGCUAUGACUCAGCUGAUUUCGAAGCAACUCUGAAUGGCAAGGCGUCCAUCCUCGGCUACAGAGUUGCAGUGGACGACGUGGACUCCAGGCGUGACGUGAACAAUGCGGCCAUAGCGCUGCCGAGGAGGGUGCAGGUCGCCAUCCAAGCUCCAUCGUUCACUGGCGUUUGCAAGACGAUGCAGACGAGGCUCAAGUACAGCAUGCUGGCGACGAUGGCGGACGGCGAGCUCACGAUCAUUUGCUACUCUAAGGCCCCCUGCCUUGGCUUGCUGGAGAGGGGGACUGGCGAGGCAGUGGCGCUCUCGCAGAUCAGAGCGUCUGGGGCGAGCGUUUUUUCGGACAGGUUCUUGGCCAAAGCACGGUAUGCGAUGACGGAUGGCGAGUCUACGAACGAGAAGGCAGAGCGGAUCAUAGGCCAACAACGGGGGUGGGCUCGCCACAGGGAGUGUUGCGGGAGCCACUUGAUCGCGACAGGGUACAAGAAGACAAUGGCGCUGUUGGAACCGAGCUUGCGGGGCAUGUUGAAUCACCAGCUCAGCUUCCAGAUGACAGGGGAUAUGAUGCGCUGGCAGAAGUGCAUAUACGACGACGUCGAUGAACGGUGCUUGAUCAUACAGGGUGCGUGCGACGAGGCUUCGACACUCCACAGGCAACUUGUUUUGAGAACUUUUUGCAGCACGACCGAACGUGCGAACAUGGUGAGCAAGCUCCUGCUGGCCAGCUUACCCAACGGCGACUGGAGGGACCACAAGCACGUUCACUACCACAUCACGGACGGCAACAUCGAUGAGGCCGACAGGAGCUCCAUUGUCCACGUGCUGGCGUCUGGUUUGACUACGGCAUUGGCGCCACAUGCGCCGACGCGGUACCAGGAGGCCAAGUGGUGCCGCGGGGAGGUCGCAACGGACGAGACUGCUAUCGGCGAGGCUUGCCAUCGAGUGUUUUCACACGCUUUCAGGCGAUACAUGUUGGCGCACGGGCACAAAGUCGGUCCUUUGCCCGCGGGGCGGGGUGGCACUUCAGCGCUUUAUAUGCGGGGGCGGCAGCGCCAGGCGCAGGCGGGCUUGCCAGCGAUCUGCGACGACGUCAGCGGCGACGAGGCGGACAUCCAGCCUCCCAGUGGGAAUGCAGCCGAGGAUGGCGCUAUCAAGAACGCCAGGUACAGGUCGAUUGCGUGGAGGUGGUGGUCUUGUAGUCCAUUGGGCCUCCUCGUCCUCCAGCGGAACGCCAUGGAGUGCUUGCGGUGCAUGCGUGAGUUGAAUUUCUACAUCAAUGGCCCGACCUUCGAGCGGCGCGAGACGGCGAAGGCAGCUCGCAGCAUUCAGGCGGGCUCGAUGGACUUGCUGGUGCGCGACUUCGCGCCGCUGGUGCUGGCUCGGGGUGACGUGGAGGCGCCCUGCUACGACAGACUUGAGCGGCUUUUUACAGUUGAGCUGAUGUGGACGUGCGUGCCAGAGGACUGCUACAGCGUUGAGUUUAGGGCGGUUGCCUUCCAGACGUUAUCUCGAUUGGGGUGCGCAGUUGAGUACGUCUGGCGUGCUGAGCGGCGAGGAUUCCCUUGGAUAUUGUUCCGCGUGUUGGAGCGGCCUGAGACGAAGGAGGCAGUGAGCAAGAUGUCAAAACAUUUGAUGGACCAGAUUUCCUUACAAAUCAUUUCGGACCAUCCUGAUUUGCAGGGCGACGUGUGCGACGCCAAGAUUUUCAGUUUCAUGUUGAAGUGGGCUUGCGACAACGGGCCGCAAGAACGAGCUUUCGCCAGGAUCAGGAGAACCGUUGAGUCUAAAUCGAAUCACCUUCCGCAGGUCUCAUUCCAGGACAUGUCGAACGACUGGGUGUUCAACCAAGCCCGAACGAGGGUAUCUCGCCAGCAGUUCGUUGACGAAUUGAAGCCUUGCACCCCAGAUAAGCUUGAGACUGGCGACCAGGUUCGAUCGCACUCCAAGGGGUCUGGCGGGCCGUGGAGAGCAUUUUGUAGACAGAAGUUGUUGGAGAGCAACGGCAAGGCCGACUUUGCAGCGUGGUCCGUGGAGUACUACAACUUGCCGCCCGACGAGAAGGCAAGGUUGAAGGCGAUCGGUGAAGCUGCGACUAGUGUUGCCAGGAGUGGAUCGUCAGACUUCUGCUCCUCCUUCGGUCCGACGCGAAGCGAUGCGAUGAAGUUGACGAAGCGUGCCAAGAUCUCGCAUCACGCCAUGCGAGAUAUCGAGCCCAAUCCAACUGACAUGGUCUUGCGCAAUAGGGGCGAGAACAUCCCGUCGUUGGACGAGGCGCUCAUUUCCUGCCGCGCAGUUGUCAGGGCGCGGCGGGAACAGGAUCAGAAGCAAUUGCACGAGGACAUCAAGGCAAUCCUUCACGCCCCGCGCACCGCCUGCCCAACCCAGAGGGGCGGCAAGGGCAAGUGCCAAGUUGACCAGAUGGAGCGUUGUUUGGGGGGAUUCUCUGGCAGCUUCGUGGCGGUCCCAGCGUCGGGGAAGUUGCGGGUGCUCGAGCCGAACUUUGACAUGUGUGACGAUGUCGGGCGGGCAUUGGCGUGGGCAUCGCCGAGGUACAAGUCCAGCGGCCUCUGCAGCGCAUUGGAGGCGUUCAACGAUUGGGCCCAUGACUUCAUCACCCACGCAGCGGGGCCGAAAGAACAACCUGGUCUGCGGCACGCUGAGUACCUCAAGUGUUGCGCUGCUGAGAUGUGCGUGUGCACAGGCGCGGGCAGGGACUUAUCGAAUCGGAUCGCACGCUUUUUGACAUUCUUGAGGCUCGUCACGCGCCCUGGGUCCACCGAGCGCUCGAUGGUGAAUGAUGGGAGGCUAGUGGUCAAGCUGACUGGGCGAGACCUCGGCGACGCAGACGAUGAUAUUCCUCAUGCGGAGGUAUGGUACCAUAUUGGCCUCAUGUAUUGGUCUCCAUAUCUGCCGACGUUCAUGGAAGUUGAGCCCGUGCGGUCAUUGAACGAGUUGCCGCCGAGACCCGAUCGUGUUUACAUCAAAUCUCUCCUUAAGUUCAAGUCUUGCUUCGCCGCGUUGAAGUGCUUGAUGGAGUGCCCUCGCUGGUCGGUGUCGGCCUACAUCGUGGAGUAUUCACGCAGGGCCAUCGUGAGCAUCGCGCCGCAUACGGUGCCCGUGGUGCCGCUGCGUGGGUUCCCAGCUUAUGAUAUGUGGCCGCGCCCAGGCGGCCGCGCCGCCGCCAGCGCUGCUGAGGCGCCCGAGGGGCCGUGCGAGACCGUCGGUGAGGACGUCGUGGACGACCGCGGCGACGACCAGGAGGGCGGCGGCGAGGGGGGGCACGUCGGCGGCGACAUCGACCACGCCGACAUCCAUGAGGGGGAGCUCGAGGACCUCAUCGACGCGGUCGAUGAGGCACGAGAGGGCGACGCCCCGUCCUUCGGCGGCAUGCGCGGCGCCCAGCCCGACGCCCCGCUCGACUUCGGCGCGGCCAUGCCCGCUGGCGCACGCGCAGGCAGCAUGCCGCGCGGCUCCCGAUCGAGAAGCCCACCCCGCGCGCACGGCCGCAGCGACGGGGCAUCGCAGCGCCAGCAGUUGGCGCAGCUCGCCAGGGAGAUGGACACGGACGGGGAGGGGGGGCAUUAG